Triticum turgidum subsp. durum (durum wheat) is the source of this 528-nucleotide messenger RNA. NCBI's taxonomy places the organism in Eukaryota, Viridiplantae, Streptophyta, Magnoliopsida, Poales, Poaceae. The record is from the annotation of a GenBank genome assembly.
AUGCCGGCGGCGACGGCGAUAUCGCCCUCUCAGGGAGCCUCCGCCGCCCGGCGCCCGACCAACCCCCUCCACCGCGCCGCCUCCUCCCCCUCCCCCUCCUGCUUCAAGCCCCCGCAGCCGAGGCGGCGGCCGCUGCCCCGAGGCGCCGCCUCCGCCUCCGCCGGACUCCCCGCCGCCCGCUGCAAGGCCACCGGGCCCUCCGCCGCCGACCACGUGGGCGAUGUGGAGGAGCAGACAUGGGACGAGGUCGUCCUGGGGUGUGAGACAGCGGUGCUGGUCGCGUUCUGGGCGCCAUGGUGCGGCCCCUGCCGCCUGAUGCACCCCAUCAUCGCAGACCUGGCCAAGGCCUAUGCCGGCAAGCUGAGAUGUCUGAGGGUGAACACGGACGAGAACCAGGAGGUGGCCUCGAGGUAUGGCAUCAGGAGCAUCCCCACCAUCCUCAUCUUCAAGGACGGCGAGAGAAAGGAAACAGUUAUCGGUGCCAUUGCAGACACGGCAUUGGCCGCCACAGUCGACAGGUUCUUGUGA